GCCCGAACCCUUCAAGGCAGGAAGAGAAGUAUCGAUGACUGAGAAUGCCAAUCUUAGGUAAACCCAAAAUGAACAGGCUGUCUUUAUAUACACGUUGUUAGUGACUAGAAGCAUAGCACCAAUGGAUUUCUUAGCGUCCCCUAUAUUUAGCACCCGCUUGUCUGAGGCUCGCGGAUAUCAAGAGCAAAAUGGGUGCACAACGCAGAUCUGCCUAUAAUGCUGCACCAAGCUGAAUUUAUUGCGAGACUUCUGCGACGAAGAUUAUCACGUGAUUUGCGACAUUGUGGAGCUUAUCGACACACUCUCCAAUAUUGGUUACAGACUACUGGCAUGGCAUGGUUUUCGAAGCAACCCGAAGAAUGCAGUUUCAUGGCUGUCUUGCCUCUCUAUAAAUUUGGUUGGGGCAUUGUCUGGUAUAUUUCAUGUGAUGUUGAAAAGAUCGUCACAGGCUAUGGACGAUUUUCCGAUGCUCUUCGCCGAUGCGGUGGCCCUUACCGUCUUGAGACUAUCGGUAGAGGGAAAUAUUUCAGGAGAAACCUGGCUGCAUUUCUUGCCGGGUCUGUCUCAGUUGUAUUUUCGGGGCAUUUGAGAAAGAACGAUAGGCUAUCGCACGAAAUUGCUUAUUUCAUUCUGAUUUUCAUUGUCCGUGGGUACUCACUCUACCAUAAUUAUGGCAACGUUCUGGAUCAUAUCCAGAUACGUGCAAAUGCCGUCAUAUGAUAUAUGGCUACGGUUGGUCUGAUAGAACUUAUACGCACUGGUUGAAGGCUAAUUUCGCGAUUGAUAAACAUAUACAUUUCUGGCUAUGUUUGCUGGAAAUUAGACCGUCACCUUUGUACGCAGCUUUUAUACUAGGAGGUCGGUAGGGAUGCCGUGGUGACUUCUGCUAGAAUUCCAGCUUGUAGCAUUUAUUCACUGCUUGGGGUGCAUAUAUCUAUAUUAGGCUCGUAGAGAAACUCAGAGGAUCUACUGCAGAAAGUUACAACAGAUUUCUUAAGUGAGAUCUUACCAAAUAAACUGAGUUUAGAUUAUAUAUGCC
This is a messenger RNA of Talaromyces proteolyticus, 1039 nucleotides long. RefSeq lists its product as uncharacterized. The transcript is spliced from 2 exons. The record is from RefSeq and is a predicted model, not a curated record. NCBI's taxonomy places the organism in Eukaryota, Fungi, Ascomycota, Eurotiomycetes, Eurotiales, Trichocomaceae. Bases 217 to 720 code for a protein of 167 amino acids.